Molecule: messenger RNA, 708 nt
Organism: Haemonchus placei
Lineage: Eukaryota; Metazoa; Nematoda; Chromadorea; Rhabditida; Trichostrongylidae
Source: the annotation of a GenBank genome assembly
AUGGGAGACUCCGAAAGCGAAUAUGGCUACACAAAAGAGGCUGAUAAUGCUGGGCACGAGCAUAUGCUGCACACUCGCGACUUUUUUCGUCAUCCCACGUGUAACCUCCUGGCCCAUCAUGAGCAUCGCUCUAUUUUAUUCGCCGCUCAUUCACAAUGGACAUCCAAGGAAGCGGAAAAGUUGUGUGCUGCUAUCCAAUUCUACGGGAAAUUUGUUCAUACUGUCACGCUUGACUCCUCUAUAGCAGAGCUAUGUGUCGGAGGCCAAAGCACAACAGACAUCGGUUCAUGGUUUACGUUUCAAGUUGCUGCAGGUGGUACCGACCCUACGCCUCCAAUUGAUGGGAUUGAGUUGCCCGGUUGGCUACAGAGUGAAGCAAAGUUCAAUCAAAGCACAUAUCGUUGUCAAUCAGUGACCGACCUGCCGGAGUGGAAUCCAAGAACGCAUCGAAUCCCGCUUGGUCCACUGUUUCCAAACGCGAAAGAGAUCACUUUCCGUUGUACUCUUCCCCAAUUACGACGGAUGCGUCGUCUUGCUGUCUACCAUAUUCCGGCGACACUGAUUUUCUCACCAGAACAGCUUCAGGUCUUUCGACUGUCAAUCAUCGGCAGUAGGAAUAAAGCUCCAUCCUCACUGAAGCUCCGCCCAUUCUUUGAAUGGCUUGAUGCUGAUCAACUCGGAAACAAAUUGUGUAUGCAAUUCUGCUGA